Messenger RNA from Seminavis robusta, 2472 nucleotides. The record is from the annotation of a GenBank genome assembly. Lineage: Eukaryota; Bacillariophyta; Bacillariophyceae; Naviculales; Naviculaceae.
CGACAUCAUCAUCAUUCACCUGCACUUCGAAGAUAACAACAGGCAUAGCCAUGAUUGUCCGAGCCUUGCGACAAUGGUGGACUGGGACGAAUGAUAAGCAACUGUUUGAUGCUCAGGAAAGGCUGCUAAAGACUUUUGUAAGGGCACCUCUAGUAUCCGUUGCGAAACGGCAUGGAAUGAACGUGGCCGAGUUUACCAACGAUCGCAGCAGCGGGACGCCCACUGCUACCGAGCCUCCCACAGUCGUCUUGCUUCAUGGCUACGGGAGUGGCUUGGGCUUCUUUUUCAGGAACAUCGAUCCACUUCUUGACAGUGGGAGGGUUGGGCGUGUGUUGCUGGUGGAUUGGUUGGGCAUGGGAGGUUCGGACCGACCCUAUUGCCGAAGACCCAUUCGCGGGCUAUCGGAUUGUACGACGGCAUGGUGUCAAUCUAGGUUCAAUCCCUCGCAAGCUGUGGAUUUUUUUCUGGAUCCAUUGCAUCAACUCUUUCAAGAAGAAAUAGGAGAGAACGAGUCGACUUGGCUGGUCGGACAUUCACUGGGUGGAUACCUCGUGGCAAGAUAUGCUCUUCAACACUCCACUGCCGGCAACAGUGCUGGAUCCACUAUAAACAUGGAGAAGGUUAUCUUAGCUUCUCCUGUGGGAUUCCCUUCUAAACCUACGAAUUUGCUGCCUUCGGCACAAAUGCCAACGGCUAUUCGGUUGGUGGAUGCCCUCUGGAGUGCCAAUGUCACUCCUCAACAGCUGGUCCGAAUGAUGGGUGCCACUCGGGGGAGAAAUGCCGUUCGUCGUGCUUUGGCUGGUAGGAUCCCUCAGCUGGCGGCCGGAGACUCUGACGAUCAUGUCCUAGAGAUUCUGGCAAAUUAUCUCUUUCACAUUACAGCUGCUCAUCCUUCUGGAGAGUUUGCCAUCAACUCGUUGCUGGAACCCGGCAUGUCUCCAGACAUUGCAGGAGUAUUCGCCAGAGAACCUCUGGAACCACUAUUUCAAGAGUAUGCCCAACGGCAACACACACGACAAGAAUCAAAGCUCCACUGGAAGGUCCUCUAUGGAGACCAUGAUUGGAUGAGGCCCAACGAACCAAGUGCCAGGAAAGCUUUGAGCUACCUGUCUCAACAAUCAAAUUCGAAUGACGUUGCAUCUAUAUCUAUUGUGCCAAAUGCCGGGCAUCAUUUGUAUUUGGACAAUGCCGAAUCCUUUGCAAGACAUAUACUCCAGUAGCACAGGAGGAAGAUUUGAAGCAAGCAACGUGAGGGAACCGCUUUGUUGUGACAGCCUGAAGUGCAUGUUUCAAGUGUGCGUAUUAGCCAGAUACCACGGACCGAUCGGAACAUCAAUUUGCUGAUCCUCUUUCUGGGGCGGCAGGCACAACAAGGAGGAGUAAUGAGCAAAACACUCACUUCUUUGCUGCUAGGUAGAGCUGCACAUGCUGCACAUUUCGCCUCUCCACCGGCACUACCGGUAGAUGGAAUCCGAGUAGCUAGCCACCAGUUGUAAAGCACGUACAAAUUAGGGUCGCAGGGAAACACUACGGUAGAAUCGACUACCAGUACCGGUGACCGCUGGGCUCAAGGAAAGAGGAAUCGAAUCGAAUCAAUUGCAGUUGCUUCUCCUUCGGAGGAGGCUCCCCUCCAGCAGCCUUGCCAGCUUAUUACCUUAGCACCAAUGCCGCGAUGGCAACAACCUCGUAGAGUACGCUGUGAGUCAACGGAAAAUCAGCGAUGCAAACACCCACCAACAUGGCGCUGGUGGGGCGUUGAGGGCAGAGCAAGAGAUCUUCCCGGAACCUUCAGAGCAAGAGAGAUCUCCAUUCACGGAACACUGAUCGUGGCAAUCCACUGAGAGCUCAUAUUAUUUGUACUUGAGAAACCCAUAACAGCAGCGGGAUAGAAAGCAAACAUGACAUUGUUCAGUGACGAAGACGCCGUCGACGAGGAAAACAUCAUCCUCUGCUGUGCCCUGUGCUGUGCGAAUUGUGGGUACUACAAUGACGCCGACUGCAUUGGAUGUUCUGGAAAAAUCGGCCUUUGCUGCCUGAAUUGUGAAGUUUGCUGCAAGCCGAGCGCCCCUUGUCUACCAUGUGGCUGUAUUGGUCCAAAAUGUGAGUGCGAUGGUUUGAGCUUGGUGAAUAUCCAGCUUCAAGGGUGCUGUGCAGUCGUUUCCGCUGCCAUCCCGUGCAAUAGCGAGGUGCCUUUGGCUGUCAACGUCUUGGGCUUGAAUCUUUUCCCCAAGUGUGGAUGCUGCGUGACCGUAGGUGAAAUCCAAAAGGAAUCUAUGCUUCGUUGAUGAGUUUAAAGGCGAUGUCACGGCUCUUCAUACUCAGUGACAACAUCCAAAAAAUCAACGCCGCGUGGCAGGCACAAUAAACCCACCGACCUCGUUGCUUCUUAGUGACCUCAAGAUGCCAUCCAGCCAUCCAUGUCCGUCUAUCAGUAAAUAACAUUUUAAAAUAGUGCGAUAACAAUUUCUACCU